AGCCCGAAGCGCCUCUCCCCGCCCCGUGCAUGCGCAGCAGCCGCUUCCCGGAGCCGGGCGGGGUAAGAUGGCGGCCGCGCUGAGUGCGGCGGCCCUGCUCUUGGGCUGCUGCGGCGCGGCGCUCGCCAGCGGCGUCCAGGAUCAAGCAGAACAGUUCUUUAGAAGUGGACAUACAAAUAACUGGGCAGUUUUGGUGUGCACAUCUCGAUUCUGGUUUAAUUACCGUCACGUGGCAAACACUCUUUCAGUAUACAGAAGUGUGAAGAGACUGGGCAUUCCUGAUAGUCACAUUGUCCUGAUGCUGGCAGAUGAUAUGGCGUGUAAUCCCAGAAAUCCCAAACCAGCUACUGUGUUUAGUCAUAAAAACAUGGAGCUAAAUGUAUAUGGAGAUGAUGUGGAAGUAGAUUACAGAAGCUAUGAGGUUACUGUGGAAAAUUUUUUGCGUGUAUUAACAGGAAGAAUUCCACCAAGCACACCUCGAUCCAAACGUCUUCUUUCUGAUGACAGAAGCAAUAUUCUGAUAUAUAUGACAGGCCAUGGUGGAAAUGGUUUCCUAAAAUUUCAAGAUUCAGAAGAAAUCACAAAUGUAGAACUUGCUGAUGCUUUUGAACAAAUGUGGCAGAAAAGAAGGUACAACGAAUUGUUAUUUAUUAUUGAUACUUGUCAAGGAGCAUCCAUGUAUGAACGAUUUUAUUCACCUAAUAUAAUGGCCUUGGCUAGCAGCCAAGUAGGAGAAGAUUCUUUAUCACAUCAACCUGAUCUUGGGAUUGGCGUUCAUCUUAUGGACAGAUACACAUUCUACGUGCUGGAGUUCUUGGAAGAAAUUCAUCCAGCCAGUCAGACAAAUAUGAACGACCUAGGUGAAGCUGAGCUGGAAAGUGAGCUGAAGCUGAAGCCUCCCUGGACUUACAGGCUUAGACUUCAGUUUCAGGUCUGUCCAAAAAGUUUGUGUGUUUCCACACCUGGACACCGAACCGAUCUCUUUCAGCGAGACCCUCAAAAUGUUCUCAUAACAGACUUCUUUGGCAGUGUAAGAAAGGUGGAAAUUACAACAGAGACAAUUUCUUUGGACCGUGACUUAGCUGGCUUUGAAAAUGAGCUUCCAAAGGAUGAAUUGGCAACAGAACCGCUAAAAUAUGCUGAUCAACUUCCUGUUGCUCAGAUAAUACACCAGAAGCCAAAACAAAAGGACUGGCAUCCUCCUGGAGGAUUUAUUCUAGGACUCUGGGCAUUGAUUAUCAUGGUUUUCUUCAAAACAUAUGGAAUCAAGCACAUGAAACACAUCUUCUGAAUCUGAGCAAGCAAGAUGAUUGCGUUGACUGCUUCUUUGGAUUCCCUGGUGUCAUUUGAGUUCCCUGUAUGUGUAUUAUGGUUGUAGCGAAAACAGUGUUGCAAUCUCACUUCAAAUGUUGUUUUGAAGUUAUGUCUUCUCUUCCUUUUUCUGAAAAGAGUCUCACAGGUGGUUAUAAAAUGAGACAUUUUUUUAAGUUUGUUUUAAGCAUAUUUUAAUGCUUUUUUGAGCUUAUCUUUCCAGUUAAUUUAAAAAGAAGGGGACUUAAAUAUCUUAACAGAAUUCUAAGGUUGACUAUGAAAUGUGAAUGGGCAAAUUCGUUCCCCCAUACUUAUAAGUAAAUCUUAAAAGAGUCAUCCUAUCACUGAAGAACUAGACAGUUUGCAGAACAUUAUUUAGGAUGUCAUUUUAUCAAUAAAAGCUUAAUCCACUUUGCAGACUUUAGCAUGAUGUAUUGAAACCUUUCUUCAGAAAAACAAAAAAUACAAGAAAUACUCUAGAAAGAUAUUGAUUUUUUUUUUCCUGCUCUGUUAAAUACAACCCUAAGAACAGUCCUUUCACCUUUAGGCAAUUUUGGAUUUAGGAUUCUAUGAACUGGUGAAAGUGAAACAAAAAUACAUGAUAACCUCACUGAAACUACUUCAUAAAAUGCUGAAAAGGGUGAAACUGCAACUACACCAUGUCCAUUAGGAACCCUUUAUAGAUGUCUUUACACUCCGUAUGAUCCAGAGUUGGCCUCUUUCAGGGUUUUUUGCACUGGAUUUUUGCACAGAGCAAAACUGACUCUAGCAUCAGGAUGAAAAAUGUUAUCAGUUGUACUAUUGUAUUCUGUAAUGUCUGAGCACUUGGAAAUGAGGUUUAUUGUUUAGGUCUUGUAAAUUCUGUUCUGGCAUAUUGAUUUGUUCUUCUUGGAUGUGUAAUGAUGAAUGCAUGCUAAAUGCAUUUUGUCUGUAUAAUAAACCGAUAAUAGAGAAGAGAACAAAUUUCUGCAUGUAUGGAAACAAUGAGGUUGUCAACUAGGUGAUGCUCUUGCGGUGUGCUUUGGAGUCUGUUCUCUAUCCUGAUCAUAAUAAAGCUGAUGCAUACAUGGUC
Messenger RNA from Cygnus olor (mute swan), 2383 nucleotides. RefSeq names its product phosphatidylinositol glycan anchor biosynthesis class K (gene PIGK). The transcript has 12 exons. Bases 68 to 1291 code for a protein of 407 amino acids. The record is from RefSeq and is a predicted model, not a curated record. Gene Ontology annotation, biological process: attachment of GPI anchor to protein; proteolysis; protein localization to cell surface. Gene Ontology annotation, molecular function: GPI-anchor transamidase activity. Gene Ontology annotation, cellular component: GPI-anchor transamidase complex. NCBI's taxonomy places the organism in Eukaryota, Metazoa, Chordata, Aves, Anseriformes, Anatidae.